Molecule: messenger RNA, 1499 nt
Organism: Cucumis sativus (cucumber)
Lineage: Eukaryota; Viridiplantae; Streptophyta; Magnoliopsida; Cucurbitales; Cucurbitaceae
Exons: 1
Coding region: 217-1290 (357 amino acids)
Source: RefSeq, a predicted model, not a curated record
UAAAAGUCUGCCAUUUUCUUUCCAUUGUUCAUUCUUCUUCUUCUUCUUCUUCUCUUUCUCUCUCUGUUUCAGUCUGUUUCCUUUAUUCACGCCGCUUUCUCUCUCAAUUCUCAAUACACUUUCUUUUUCUUUCCCCUCCACUCCCAACAUCGCCAUUGUUAUAGAGCUUCAACAAAACUGAGAAAGAAAAGAAAAGAAAAAGAAGGACAUUUAACAAUGUCUGAAAUUUCCAUCUCCAAGAAAGGAUUUGGAUUGUCCUGUGUUUCUCAUUUGUUUCAUUUCUUCUUCUUUCUCCUCUCUCACCCUCUCUACUUCUCUUACUUCAUCUUCUUCUUCCCUUACUUUCUUAAACUUCUUUCCUUUCUUUCUCCUCUCUUCAUCACCACUUUCCUCCUCCUCUUUGCUUUCUUCUCUCUCUUUUUCCCUUCUGACCACCCCCACCACCAUCAUCUUCAUCAAUUUCCUGAUUUCUCCAAGAUGGGCUUUCUUUCUACUACUUACCAAAUUAUUUUUGACAGUUUGAGAACAAGAACACCAGAGGAAAUCCAUGGAUUCCCCCCCAUCGAAGAGCUUGAAGCUUAUAAAAUCGUCUUUGAAACCUACACUUUUGGUGGCUCUGAACAAAUCCCAUAUGGGGGGGAUGACAAUCCAGAACUUGAAGUAGAUUUUCAAGAAUCCAUGGAGAAUUUCCCUCAGGAAACCCAAAUUCUCCCGGAUGAAACUGAAGCAAAAACAGAGGAAUCAAAAGAAGCCCAAAUCGGAAACAGAGAGAAUGAGAUGAUGAAAGAUUUGAGGAAACUGACAGAAGAAUCAUCAAUAUCUUCAAGAACAGAAUCGAGUCCAUGGAGUUCACCAGGGAGUUUCAGUAGUAGAGAGUAUAAUAAUAAUUAUACAUUAGGAAGUUAUGGAUCGAUGAGGAAAGAGAAAGAAUGGAGAAGAACACUUGCUUGUAAGCUGUUUGAAGAGCGGCAUAAUUCAGAAGGAACAGAAGGAAUGGAUUCAUUAUGGGAAACAUAUGAGAACAGUGAAUCAAAGAACUUACAGAAGAAAGAGAAAAUGAAUGGGAAAUCGACGAAAGGAAAGAAAAUUCAAAAGAAAACAGAUGAUGACGAUGAAGAAGAAGAAGAUGGAGAACAAGGGCAACUUUGUUGUUUACAAGCAUUGAAAUUCUCAGCAGGGAAGAUGAAUUUGGGAAUGGGAAAACCAAAUCUUUUGAAAAUGACUAAAGCUUUGAAGGGAUUUGGAUGGUUGAACAGAAAUGGAAGUAGAAAGAAAUUGAUCCAUUCAUGAAUCGUUGCUACUUUAUUUUACAUUUCUUCUAUGUUCUUCAUCAUCCUAAUUCUCUAUUUUUUUUCUUCUCUUUGUUGGGUUGAUUUUUUUUUCUCUCUUGGAUUCAACUGUUCAAAUAGUAAAAGUAAAUACUUUGUUAUGGUUGCUAAUUGUAGAUCUAUGUAAUCUUAACACAUUUCAUCUCUUUUAAUAAUCUUUUUUUACCUUUA